This is a messenger RNA of Trichomycterus rosablanca, 5626 nucleotides long. It is a transcript of the gene ptprma, whose product is annotated as protein tyrosine phosphatase receptor type Ma. Gene Ontology annotation, cellular component: membrane. The coding region runs from base 166 to 4665 and encodes 1499 amino acids. Gene Ontology annotation, biological process: protein dephosphorylation. The record is from RefSeq and is a predicted model, not a curated record. Gene Ontology annotation, molecular function: protein binding; protein tyrosine phosphatase activity. Lineage: Eukaryota; Metazoa; Chordata; Actinopteri; Siluriformes; Trichomycteridae. The transcript is spliced from 34 exons.
AGUUAGGCAAGUGAAGAAAGCGCGGAGAGUGGAGCUGAGUUUAACGGUUACAUAGAGGAAUACUACUGAUACUAACACUAAAGAUAAGUAGUGGAGGUGCGGGACACCGGCGCGUUUAGCUUCUCUACCCUGCAGUUGCGGGGUUAGCGUGCGCUGCUCACCGCUAUGGAUACACUUUUAACUUGUCUCCUGCCUGUCCUUCUGCUCUCGGUCCGAGGACAAGUAUUCCGAGGGGACUGUGACUUCGAGAGGCCUUACUCAGAGUGUGGCUACAGCCAGGGUAGAGAUGAUGAUUUCGACUGGGAGCAGGUCAACACGAAGCUGAGGCCUUCUGCAGACCCCUGGAUUCCUACAGGUUCAGCCUUCAUGAUGGUGAACACAUCUGGGAGGUUUUCUGGGCAAAAAGCCCAACUGAUCGUUGCCCAGCUGAAGGAAAAUGAUACCCACUGCCUCACCUUUCAGUAUUACGGAGCCAGUAGUGAGGGCUCGAGUCCGGGCCAGCUCUACAUCUAUGUCAAAGAGAACAACAGCCCCAUGGGAUUUCCUGUGUGGAACUCUUCAGGUCCAGCCUUUCAUACAUGGAAGCAAAUUGAACUGGCAGUCAGCACCUUCUGGCCCAACUUUUACCAGCUUAUUUUUGAAGUGGUGACCUCAGGGCAACCAGGCUUGCUGGCUAUUAAAGACAUCUCACUCCAGGGACAUCAGUGUAUGAGCACUCCACACUUCAUGCAUAUCAAAGGUGUCGAGGUUAAUGCCAAACAAACUGCUACUUUCCACUGUACCAUUAACGGCCAGCCCAGGGAUCACGUCAACUACAAACUCUGGUUACAGGGUAUUGGGGGUAGAGAAGCACCAAUGAAGGACACUAAGCCGGUGAACCUUAGGCGCUACAUGGCCACAUUCGAUGUGGUAAACACCACUAAGGGGGAUUCAGGCCGCUACCGCUGCAUUGUCCAGUCAGACAAAGGAGUGGGCGUGUCGAGCUACGCUGAGCUCAUUGUAAAACAACCUCCAAUCCCUAUUGCACCACCACAACUGACUGCUGUUGGUGCCACCUACCUGUGGAUCCAGCUCAAUGCUAACUCAAUCAAUGGCGAUGGCCCCAUCAUUGAGAAGGAGGUGGAGUACCGCACCAUGUCUGGAAGCCUGAUCGACAACCAGCCAGUGGACAAAGCGAACCAUAAGAUUGGCCACCUCGACCCAGACACCGAGUAUGAGAUCAGCGUUCUUCUCACCAGGCCUAAUGAGGGAGGCACUGGAGCUCCUGGUCCACCGCUGCGUGCCAGGACCAAAUGUGCUGAUCCUAUGCACGGCCCUCGGCAUUUGGAGGUGGUGGAUAUCAAAUCCAGACAGAUCACUGUACGCUGGGAGCCUUUUGGCUACAAUGUUACCAGAUGCUACAGCUAUAACCUGACUGUGGAGUAUCGCUACAAGGUGAACGGUAAAGAGGAGACACGGGAGGAAGUCUACGAUGUGCUCAGCCCGACUCCACAACACACUAUCCGCAACCUGUCACCUUAUACCAACGUCAGCGUCAAACUGGUGCUUCGCAAUCGUGAGGGGGAAAAGGAGAGUCAGGAGCUGAACGUGCUAACAGAUGAGGAUGUACCAGGUGCUGUGCCCCUCGAUUCCAUCCAGGGCAGCACAUACGAGGAGAAGAUUGCCCUCAAAUGGCGAGAGCCUCUUCAGACGUACGGAAUCAUUAAACAGUAUGAAAUAUUCUAUAAGGCUGUCAGCUCCUUUGACCCAGAGUUCAACCUGUCCAAUCAAAGUGGGAAGGUGUUAAAGCACAGUAAUGAAACCUCACACAAGUUCAUGGGGCUGUACCCGGGUUCCACCUACUCCUUCACCAUCAGAGCCAGCACCGUCAAAGGCUACGGCCCACCAGCCAACACUCAAUUUACCACCAAAAUCUCAUCUCCACACAUGCCUGGCUAUGAUCAGGAAACCCCUCUGAAUCAGACAGACAGCACUGUAACAGUCCUGUUAAAACCUGCACAGAGCAGAGGAGCUCCAGUCAGUGUAUAUCAGGUAGUGGUGGAGGAAGAGCGUCCACGCCGGACACAGCGAGCUGCCGAGAUUCUGCGCUGUUACCCAAUCCCCAUCCACUUCCAGAAUGCGACCAUGCUCAGUUCACCGUAUUACUUCUCUGCUGAAUUCCCAGCCUCUCGGAUUCACAACUUUCCGGCUUUCACUGUUGGAGACAACAAGACCUAUGAGGGCUAUUGGAACCCCCCUCUGCUUCCCCAUAAGAGCUACAGCAUCUACUAUCAGGCUGUCAGCAAGGCCAAUGGGGAGACCAAAAUCGACUGUGUCCGUGUUGCCACUAAAGCCGCCAUUAUUGUGACCCAGCUCACCACGCCGUACGUACGCAUCGCACCCGCCGCAGGGGACAGCCAGCUAACAGGGGCAGCAACCAGAAAACCAGAUGCAGUAGAGCCAGAGAAACAAACCGACCAUACAGUAAAGAUUGCUGGAGUCAUCGCUGGCAUCCUGCUGUUCGUUAUCAUCUUCCUGGGUGUAGUACUGGUCAUGAAGAAAAGAAGAACCUAUCACUCCUACACUUAUUACCUAAAACUGGCAAAGAAGCGUAAGGAGACCCUGAGCAGCACGAGGCAGGAGAUGACAGUGAUGGUAAACUCCAUGGAUAAGAGCUACACCGAGCAGGGCACCAAUUGUGACGAGGCAAUCUCCUUUAUGGACACCCACAACCUUAAUGGAAGAACUGUCUCAUCUCCGUCAUCAUUUACCAUGAAGACUAACACACUCAGCACUUCUGUGCCCAACACCUAUUACCCAGACCCCUUUGUGCCAACUGCUAUCUUAGACGAGAACAACACAAUGACCAGUGAGACCAGCAGCUUGGUACAGUCUCACACUCACUCGUUUAAAAAGAGAGAGGCGGUGGAUGUGCCUUACCAGACAGGGCAGCUACAUCCGGCCAUCCGUGUGGCAGACCUGCUGCAGCACAUCACUCAGAUGAAAUGUGCUGAAGGCUACGGCUUUAAAGAGGAGUAUGAGAGCUUCUUCGAAGGGCAGGCAGCACCCUGGGACUCCGCAAAGAAAGAUGAGAACCGGAUGAAGAAUCGUUACGGAAACAUAAUUGCGUAUGACCAUUCGCGUGUCCGACUGCAGGCUAUUGAGGGGGAGCAGAGCUCAGAUUACAUUAAUGCAAAUUACAUUGAUGGCUAUCAUCGACCAAAUCACUACAUAGCUACCCAAGGACCCAUGCAGGAGACAGUCUAUGACUUCUGGAGGAUGGUGUGGCAAGAGAAUACAGCAACCAUUGUCAUGGUGACUAACCUGGUGGAGGUUGGCAGGGUUAAAUGUUGUAAAUAUUGGCCAGAUGAUACAGAGAUCUACCGGGACAUGAAGGUCACAUUGAUUGAAACACAGCUGCUUUCGGAAUAUGUCAUUCGAACAUUUGCCGUUGAAAAGCGAGGAGCACAUGAGAUCAGAGAGAUCAGGCAGUUCCAUUUCACUGGCUGGCCAGACCAUGGAGUGCCGUACCAUGCCACAGGCCUGCUGGGUUUCAUUCGCAGAGUUAAAUCCAAGAAUCCAGCUAAUGCAGGACCCAUGGUGAUCCACUGCAGUGCUGGCGCUGGCCGCACUGGCUGCUUCAUCGUCAUUGACAUCAUGUUGGACAUGGCUGAGCGCGAGGGUGUGGUAGACAUCUAUAACUGUGUGAGAGAACUCCGCUCACGCAGGGUCAACAUGGUCCAGACAGAGGAGCAGUAUGUGUUCAUCCAUGAUGCCAUUUUGGAGGCGUGUUUGUGUGGUGACACUACCAUCCCAGCCAAUCAGCUGCGUUCAGUUUACUACGACAUGAACCGCCUCGAUACCCAGACAAACUCCAGCCCAAUUAAAGAAGAGUUCAGAACUCUGAACAUGGUAACUCCGACACUACGUGUGGAGGACUGCAGCAUUGCAUUGCUGCCACGAAAUCAUGAGAAGAACCGGUGUAUGGAUGUGCUGCCGCCCGACCGCUGCCUGCCUUUUCUUAUUACAAUUGAUGGAGAGAGCAGCAACUACAUCAACGCUGCCUUAAUGGACAGCUACAAGCAACCAUCUGCUUUCAUCGUUACCCAGCAUCCACUACCCAACACUGUAAAAGACUUCUGGAGGCUAGUGCUGGACUACCACUGCACAUCUAUAGUAAUGCUAAAUGAUGUGGACCCUGCUCAGUUGUGUCCACAGUACUGGCCUGAGAAUGGGGUACACAGACAUGGACCUAUUCAGGUGGAGUUUGUAUCUGCUGACUUAGAGGAGGAUAUUAUUAGUAGAAUAUUCCGCAUCUACAAUGCUGCACGGCCACAGGAUGGGUAUCGCAUGGUGCAGCAGUUUCAGUUCCUGGGCUGGCCCAUGUACCGAGACACACCGGUGUCCAAGCGCUCCUUUCUCAAACUCAUCAGACAGGUGGACAAGUGGCAGGAGGAGUAUGAUGGAGGAGAGGGCCGCACUGUGGUACACUGUCUCAAUGGAGGUGGACGGAGUGGGACUUUCUGUGCAAUCAGUAUUGUGUGUGAGAUGCUUAGGCAUCAGCGCUCUGUAGACGUGUUCCACGCUGUCAAAACACUAAGAAACAACAAGCCCAACAUGGUGGACCUACUGGAUCAGUAUAAAUUCUGUUAUGAGGUGGCACUGGAGUACUUGAAUUCCGGCUAAAUUUUCAGAAGUGGUGGUCCCCUUCCUCCCCCCCUUUUCCCAUGACCAUGUGUCACUUGAGUAGAGACUUUAUUACACAUGAACGUUGAAGUGCUGGACUGGAAGUACAAAGAGGCGCGCUGCUUGGACUGCUUUGGCCGUGAUGUUGGAUAAAUUUGGUGAGAUUACUGUCUUCAGGAUCGAACCAGAGGACCGGAUGCUUGCACUGUCCAACUGAACUGUCCAUAGAACUUUGAACUCUGAUCCUGUACCUUUCCUAACCCAUCUGCCCUCUGUAUGUACAUUUCAGCGCCAGGUGCACAGAUCACAUGCGGUCAUGUGAUACAGUUUCUCUUCUACAGACACAUUGAUGUACUUUACUCAGCUGUCCAUGUCACACCACUGCUGUUUGUUUUAGUGCUUUAGUUGUUUUCUCUUGCGCCCCCUGUUGCCUGUGGCUCUUGUGUCCUGCUUUUUUUUAGUCAUUGUUGGAUGAUAUCUGUCAUAUCUAUUUUUGUGAAGAAUGCGAUAUUGACUCAUGUGGAUGUGUUUUUUUAAUACUGCUUUUUUAUUUGAUUUUUUUAUUUCUAUUUUUUAAAAGAAGGGGGCAGAAUGACAUUUAGAAUUGGCAUUAAAAGCCCAGAUCCUAAAUGUUGCAUUGACAUUAUUGUGAUUGCUUGCAAAAUGUUGUUGUGUUAAAAGCUAAAGCGAUCCACAAACAAGCUAAACAUUACGUGAAAAAAUCCAAAGCUUAUAUAUGUGAUCAUUUGUUAAUAAUGUAAAUACUUGAAGGUUGGCAGAUUAUUUAUUCAUUUAAAUAAUUUUUGUGAAGCACAUUGAGUGACAAUCAUGUUUUAUUUGGUCAUUAUUAUUUUUUAUUCUUUCAUCAGGCUUGGCAUAAUAAUGGUGACCAGGAUGUAAUGUUAGCUUUUUAUUUAUCUUCUAUGGAAAAACUGAACUUGCAAAUACAUACAUAUCUAUA